AUGGGACUUGUUUCCUAUCGCAAUUACUGGCGACUUGUUUUGUCAUACCAGUUGCGACAUCAAAAAUCUCCUGUUAGCAUUGCGGAACUUUCAGAACGUACCGGUAUGACAGCGGAUGAUAUCGUAUCAGGUUUAGAAGGACUGCGGGCCUUAGUUAGGGAUCCCCAGACAAAAACUUAUGCCCUACGGCUAAAUUACGCAUAUUUUGAGGAAUAUAUUCAAAACUGGGAGAAAAAAAAUUAUAUUCGGCUGAAUCCAAACGCUCUUGUUUGGACUCCCUACGUUAUGGGUCGCAGCAAUCAGUCACACUACGACCGGGCACCUCUACAUACGGUCGCUCCGCGAGACGAGAAUGACGGCGACGGUGAACUAGACAUUGAAGGCAGCGGCGAUAACAAUGUUUAUGGCGCCAGCAAGUCGGAGAACAUGAAUGGUGAUACAUCUAGCAUGCAAGACGGCAUGUUCAACGGACGCAACCGAGCUACAUCUGCCUCUCCUCCAUUUGAUCCCCCUGGCCCACCAUCCAUGAAUGUAAUGCCGCUUCGUGGCUCUUCGUCGAGGCGAACUAAUGGUGCCAGCACUCCGUCAACAUCGUCCUCUAUGCUCAACCCAGCAGCUGGGAUCCCUCCCACACGAUUCGAAAUAUUCCCUCCCAUUCAAGGAACUGUCACGAAACGACGACCUGGUCGACCAUUUGGCUCAACACGUGCCAACAAGUAUAAAGGACGCGCAAUUUCGGCUGCGGCUGCGGCUACGGCUCCGGCAACCGCCCGGACAAGUGGUCGGAGUACUCCGAAGCGAACCACCAGCCAGAUUACCAGUACUCUAACGCCCUCAAGUAGAGGGUCUCGCCUCAGAAGGGGGAGAAGCAGUAAGCUAUUUGAUAACAAUGAUGCUGACGAAACUAUGGGAGACGGUAUCGACAGCGGGGAAUUUGGCGAACUUGAGCAAUUGGGAAUGUCGGAGUGUUGUUCGGCGCAAAUUGAUACGGCUGGUGUGGAUGUUGAGGCGAAAGAGGAAGUCCGUCCCAAUCACAGAGCCGAUGAUGAUGACGUUUCCUCUGAGAGGGAUGUCCAAUCAAAUAGCAAAGGCAAAACUGCUGGUGCACUCGAAGAUGGCAACACCAAUAUUGACAAGGUUGCAUGCACUGUCUCACCAGCUGGAGUCAGCAAAGUUCACAAGGGCCGCACCACGGAUAUAGAUAUCGUGAACCAUAAAAGUUCCCAGGAAUCUAACCACGGGGCGGACAGUUGUCUCCAGUCAGUCGACGGUAUUGGAGGAGAACCCUAG
Molecule: messenger RNA, 1290 nt
Organism: Paracoccidioides lutzii Pb01
Exons: 1
Coding region: 1-1290 (429 amino acids)
Biological process (GO): regulation of DNA-templated transcription
Molecular function (GO): histone acetyltransferase activity
Source: RefSeq, a predicted model, not a curated record